AAAAUGUAAAACGCGUGUGACGUCACAAGCAGUGACGUCAGGAUCGCGGAGUAAAAAGAUGCGUCGCAGGCUGAAGAGCGCGAGCGCGCAUUCAGAGAAUCACAUCAGCAUCACAAGAUGGGCAACGUUCAACCCACAGUAACUCCUUAUGAGGACUUUGAUGUGAUGGCAGACAUCAAGGCAAUCCGUAAGGCCUGCAAAGGAAUGGGAACAGACGAGGAGACCAUCAUUUCCAUUCUAGCCAACCGCUCUGCAGCCCAGCGGGUGGAGAUCAAACAAGCCUACUUUGAAAAAUAUGACGAUGAGUUGGAGGAAGUCUUAAAGAAUGAACUCACAGGAAACUUUGAGAAAGCAACUAUGGCCAUGCUGGAGCCGCCUCACAUCUUCAUGGCUAAAGAGCUGAGGAGGGCCAUGAAGGGUGCAGGGACUGAUGAGGACGUGCUGGUGGAGAUCCUCUGCACCAGCACCAAUCAGGAUAUUAUGAAUUGCAAAGAGACGUAUAUGCAAGUUCAUGAGCGGGAUCUGGAGGCUGAUAUUGAAGAUGACACUAGUGGAGAAGUGAGGAAUCUUCUGGUUUCUCUUCUACAGGCCAACAGGGAUGAGUCUUAUGAAGUUGAUGAAGAACUGGCAGAACUAGAUGCAACAUCAUUGUAUGAGGCAGGUGAAGGCCGCUUUGGAACAGACGAGUCCACUUUCACCUACAUCCUCACUCACAGGAACUACCUACAGCUUCAGGCCACCUUCAAGAUAUAUGAAACUCUCUCUGGAACAGAUAUCCUGGAUGCGAUAGACAGUGAGGCUACAGGAACAUUAAAGGACUGUUACAUUACUCUGGUGCGGUGUGCUAAAAACCCGCAGCUGUAUUUCGCCCGUCGUCUGAACGCUGCCAUGAAAGGAGCCGGGACAGACGAGGACACGCUCAUACGUAUUAUUGUGGGACGCUCUGAGGUGGAUUUGGAGACCAUCAAGGACAUGUACUUGGACAAAUAUGAUGUGACCCUGAAGGAUGCCCUGAGCUCAGAGUGCGGCGGUGACUUCAAGCGUCUCCUCAUAGAAAUACUUCACUGAGUCACCGUCAGGUGGAGCCAAUAUCUAACCCUACUGAUGAAAGAAAGUUCUUACAACACUGCCAAUAAAAACACAUAGGAUCACCUCUCACUGUACAAGAGAACACGUUAGCUCAUUUUGUCAUGAGUGCAAUUAGGACAGUACUUAAUUAUGGGUUAAAUCAUCUCACAACAUUGCCAUAACACAUUCCCAAAACUAAAAAGGUGCUCCAUUUGAGUUUUUAUUGCAGUAAAUUUGACCUCUGCAUUAACUCACAACACACGUGCCUUGACAAAGUCAUGAGUAACAGCUCAGUACUUCAUCAUUCAAAUCAUGGAACACGAAGGGUGAUCCUUUAUUUAAUACUCUGUCUGUUCACACGGGAUCUUUGUAUGUUUUCACAUCUAUAAACCAAAUAUAUCGAUGUAUGGCUGAUGCUAAUAUUAAAAGUUUUUCUUGCUUGAGAGCUAUGGUGGUUAGUGCUUCAGUCUUCGAUAAUGCUUUGUAACACUGGGCAUUUAUUUUUUGAACAGCUGUUGUUAUACGGUUGUGACUGUUAAUAUUGUAAAGCAGCGCUGUGAACUUAUUAUUGCAAUGCUUCAAAAUAUAUGUCUGGGGUUUUUUUUUGGAUCAUAUGAAAAGGACUGCAGAAGAAAUUGAUUAAUAAUAUCAGGUUAGAGAGCAAUAUCCCACCAAAGAAUAUUGAGUGCACAUUAUCAAUAAAGCUUGUUAAAUUAGAUUAAACACAC
Molecule: messenger RNA, 1796 nt
Organism: Cyprinus carpio (common carp)
Lineage: Eukaryota; Metazoa; Chordata; Actinopteri; Cypriniformes; Cyprinidae
Gene: anxa13l
Product: annexin A13, like
Cellular component (GO): cytoplasm
Molecular function (GO): calcium ion binding; calcium-dependent phospholipid binding
Source: RefSeq, a predicted model, not a curated record